AUGGCCGCUCUCGAGAUCCCAACCAUUGACUUCUCUGGAUUCUACUCCGAGGACCCUCUGCAGAAGCAAAGGGUCGUGGACCAAGUACGCGACAGCUGCCUGUAUAAUGGAUUCUUCCAAAUCAUCGGCCACUCGGUGCCCCUGGCGCAACAGAAGGCUGCCAUGGGCGGCGCGAAGAAGUUCUUUGCCUUGCCACUCGAAGAAAAGCAAAAGGUCGCCAAGGAGAAUACUACUUGGAACCGCGGCUACGAGAUGCUGAGAUCACAGAUUCUCGAAGAAGGAACUCUACCAGAACUCAAGGAAGGCUUCUACAUUGGAGCUGAGAUUCCCGAGAACCACCCUUACUUCAUCAACAAGAAGCUCAACAGUGGCCCGAACCAGUGGCCCGAAAGCCUGGGCAGUGAUUUGCCGAGCUUCAGGGAAUCCUCGAUGGAGUACUACUCUUCAGCACUCAAGCUCGCCUCAGAUUUGAUGCAGGUCAUCGCGCUUUCAUUGGGCCUGGACGAGGACUACUUUUGCAAGUUCAUGGAUGGAGCUGUGGCGACUAUGAGACUUCUCCACUACCCGUCGCAACCCAAGGAUGCGGACGAGAAGUUGACUCGUGGAAUCGGCGCCCACACUGACUUCGGCGCCAUUACCAUGCUUCUUCAGGAUGAGGUCGAUGGCCUGCAGGUAUGGGACAAGAAGAACGAGACGUGGAUCGACGUCCCGCCGACGGAGGGCGCUUUUGUUGUGAACCUGGGCAAUCUCAUGGCAAGAUGGACCAAUGAGCUUUACAAGAGCAACAUUCACAGGGUCAUCAAUAAGUCUGGCAAGGAGCGGUAUUCCAUUCCUGUCUUUGUCUCUGGCAACCCAGACUAUCUGGUCGAGUGUAUCCCCACUUGCAAGUCGGCUACGCAACCAGCCAAGUUUGGACCGGUCACAGUUGAGCAGGCCGUUUCUGCAUCAUAUGCAGAGUCUUAUGGAAGGGCGCAAUUGUACAAGCAAGGCUUGGAGCAAGCUACCGCAAACAAGGUGAAACCUCAGGAGGCUCAGCCAGCACAGAUUGCUGUCGCUUAA
Messenger RNA from Colletotrichum orchidophilum, 1059 nucleotides. RefSeq names its product 2OG-Fe(II)oxygenase superfamily protein. Lineage: Eukaryota; Fungi; Ascomycota; Sordariomycetes; Glomerellales; Glomerellaceae. Gene Ontology annotation, molecular function: dioxygenase activity. The coding region runs from base 1 to 1059 and encodes 352 amino acids. The record is from RefSeq and is a predicted model, not a curated record. The transcript is spliced from 3 exons.